This is a messenger RNA of Gracilinanus agilis (Agile Gracile Mouse Opossum), 2067 nucleotides long. RefSeq names its product solute carrier family 52 member 2 (gene SLC52A2). NCBI's taxonomy places the organism in Eukaryota, Metazoa, Chordata, Mammalia, Didelphimorphia, Didelphidae. Gene Ontology annotation, biological process: riboflavin transport. The transcript has 4 exons. Gene Ontology annotation, cellular component: plasma membrane. The record is from RefSeq and is a predicted model, not a curated record. Gene Ontology annotation, molecular function: riboflavin transmembrane transporter activity. The coding region runs from base 180 to 1571 and encodes 463 amino acids.
UUCACCUUCCAUGCCUUAGCUGAAGUGCAGGUGUUCUCACUUGUCUAAUGACCCUUCCAUACCUGGAGUUCUAGUAUCUUUGUCCUUAUUUCCCUUUCAUUCUAUCUCACAAAGUCCCAGGAAUAAUCUUAACCCCAAAUCACUAUGACACUUCUUUUUUUAUCUCCAGGCCAGCCAGGAUGGCGGCCCCCAAUGGUAAGACAGCAUUCACACACAUCCUGGUGGCUCUCUUUGCCAUGGGUUCCUGGAUUGCCAUUAACGGGAUCUGGGUAGAAUUACCAGUGCUGGUGAAAGACCUGCCUGAGGGUUGGAACCUCCCCUCCUACCUGUCAGUGCUGGUAGCCUUUGGAAACCUGGGCCCACUGGCUGCAACACUGUGGGGCCGCUUGUCAAAGGGUGAACUGGGCCCAAUCCGGGCAGUGCAGGCUCUGGGUGUGGUGGGCAUGGCGCUGCUGGCUCCACUGUGGUCCCAUGUGGUACCUGUGGCAGGGAAGUCCCAUGCUGUGGCCUUCCUAGCAUUAGCCUUUGCACUGGCCCUGAGCUGCUGUGCCUCCAAUGUUACUUUUCUUCCCUUCAUGUCCCGUCUGCCCCCAGCCUUCCUACGAUCAUUUUUCUUGGGUCAGGGUCUUAGUGCCCUGCUUCCCUGUGGGCUGGCUCUGGCCCAAGGUGUGGGUCACCUAGAAUGCCAACCGGCUUCGUCUCCCAGCCCUCGGACCUCUUUCUUGGCAGCCUCACUAGGUCCCAAUGUUACUCUUUCCCCUGACACCUCCCCAUCAGGCCCCAUGGUGCCCAUCUACUUUGAGGAACACUUUUCAGCCAACACCUUCUUCUGGGUGAUAACUAGCCUGCUUGCCAUCUCAGCAAUAGCCUUCCAGGGACUACUGCUCUUGUUGCCACCAAUACCCACCACAACUACCUCCAGGAAUGAAGGGCAGAGGCAGGGAGCCACCCCAGAGGAAGAAGUAUCACCACUUCGGGAGCCAGGAGAGGAGGUUGGGACACCUGAACCAGAGUCAGAAGAAAGAGUCCAAGAUCCACUUCGGCUAUGUUCAGUCAGAGGAGCCUGCCUGCUGGGCCUGCUGGGAGUCACAAAUGCCCUCACCAACGGGGUACUGCCUGCUAUACAGAGCUACUCCUGCCUACCUUAUGGGCGCCAUGCCUACCACCUGGCUGUGGUGUUAGGCAGUGCCGCCAAUCCCCUCGCCUGCUUCCUGGCCAUGGGCAUCCUCUACAGGUCCCUUCCUGGUCUGGGUGCCCUUUCGAUACUAGGCACCUUUUUUGGGACCUAUGUAAUGGUGUUGGCAGCCCUGAGCCCCUGUCCCCCCCUAGUGGGCACCUCAGCAGGUGUAGUCCUUGUGGUGCUGUCGUGGAUCCUGUGCCUAGGUACCUUUUCUUAUGUGAAGGUGGCAGUGAGCUCCCUCCUGCAUGGCGGUGGCCGAGGUGCACUGCUGGCAGCAGGCAUUGCCAUCCAGGCAGGUUCUCUGGUGGGAGCUCUUGCCAUGUUCCCCCUGACAAGCAUCUACCAGCUUUUCCACCAGAGCCAGGACUGCGUUGACAUGUUUUGCCCCUAAUGAUUCCUCAGGGGUUUGUUGUGGGAGUCUCUUCCCUUUGCUACCCCUUCCUUCCCAGGAGUAAAAUAACUCCAUUCCUGCUGGAGUGGCAUGUGCCUUAUUCCCAUGGUGGGGGUGAAUCCCCACCUCUCAGGGAUGGGCCCUGGGGUUAGCUUAGGACACAGAGCCCCCAACCUCCAGGACCCUUUCUUCCCAACAACAACAAAAGCCAAACCUUAGGAAUAGAAGCUGAGGACCAAAGACAAGGGAUUCUGUUGUUUUCCCCAUUGCCCCCCUCAGGCCACUUAUUCCCUGAAUCCCAGAACCGAACUCAUUUCAGCAGACAUUUCCAGAAACCAACUUUGUACAAGACUCCGGGCCAGGGAUUACAGAGAAGAUGACUACUGACUUCUGUGCUGGGCACAUGGGAGCAGGCGACACUCCAGAUAGUGUCCCAUGGGCUCAGACCCCAAGUUCAAUCCCAACAGUAAUUUUAGAAUAAAAGUUCUAUUUUCUA